GGUGUCCAUCUCAUCUCUUCCCCCCUGCUUCCAACUUUCCCCUUUCACCCACUCAAAUUAAUCUUCUUUCACAUUGCUUUUGCAUAAACCUCCAAACGGAAACUACCGUCUCCGCGUCGUCGUCCUCUUCACGGAGACAAAUCCCUUUUCCUUCCAAAUCUCUGCUUUUUCCCAUUUCAUUUUUCUUGUCUUUCUUAUACAAGUACCUCUCUCUCUCUCUCUCUCUCUGCAGCCCUAAUGCAAUAAAAACACAGUAAUUCGAAUAAACUUCGGGGGAAAAAGGAACUGCGAUGGUUUUAUUCCGAGGUUAGCCUUCCGUGCCUGUCUGAUCUGAGAUACAUAUUGAAUCAAGAGCUUUUGGGGGCGAAAAACGAGUACUGCCAGAUGGCGUCGAAGAAGUCGAGCAAAAUCAUGAGGAGGCUGGAAUCAAAAAAAUCACAUUCCUGGUGGUGGGAUAGCCACAUUAGCCCCAAAAACUCCAAGUGGCUUCAAGAAAAUCUCGAGCAGAUGGACCAGAACAUUAAGCGGAUGCUGAAGCUGAUCGAAGAAGAUGGCGACUCGUUCGCGAAGAAGGCAGAAAUGUAUUACCAGAAGAGGCCAGAGCUGAUCAACCUCGUCGAGGACUUCUACCGCAUGUACCGGUCUUUGGCCGAACGCUACGACAAUGUCACCGGAGAACUUCGCAAAAACAUUCCCUCCGAUCUCCAAUCCCAAGGCUCCGGCGUUUCGAGUGCCGGUUCCGAACCUACUUCUUCUCUGCCUUCUCCUCGUCACAAAUCCGGCGGGCCCCGCGCCGCCGGAUUUGGGAUCUUCCUCGGAGGUGGUGGCGGAAACGUCUCGCCGGACAAGGAGGGGGACGAGUCUUCGGUGUUGGAUUCUGAGUCGGAAUCCGACGAUUCUUCCUCCGUCAACAAUUAUCCGAGCCCUCUCGGCCAUGAUGGGGACCAUGGCUUCUGCGAGGUCAAGGAAAAGGUCGAUUCAAGACCGAUAGAGGUUCACGAUGAUUUAGAAGCAGAAGUUGUGGACCCCGCCGAGUUUAAAAAGAUCCAAACGCUCGAGGACGAGCUGAGGAUCGCUAAAGAAAAACUGCAUGUUUCAGAUGAAGAGAUAAAUAGCCUAAGAAACGAGCUCAAGAGGAACGAGAACUUAACGAUGCAAUUGCAGAAAGACGUGUCUGUUUGGACAGCCAAAUUUGAAAAGGAGAAAAAAGAGGUCUCCAAACUACAUGACCGGAUCGCAAGGUACAAGACAAAUCUAUCAGAAAGAGACCAGGAAAUCCGAGGAUUGAAGGAAUCAAUAUCCAACUCGAACAAGGCCUUAUCGGAGGAGAACUUGCAGCUUCAAGAGGAAAUCAAGAAACUGUUGAAGGAAAGGGCAUUCCUGGAAGACAACGCGAAAGAAAUGGACGUCCGGUGCCAAUGCCUAGAGGAGGAGGCGAAAAGGGCUUUAGCUGGAAAAUCAGAAAUGGAAGCUCUGCUCGGCUCCGAGAUCGAACAGUUACAAUCAACCAUUGUAGAGAGAAAUGGAUGCGUGGAAGAAUUAAAAUCAAUGAACAACGAGCUCAACGACGAGAUUGAUGAGAUGAAGAAGCACUUGCAUGACCUGCAUGUGGAGCACGUGCAGCUGAUCGCCGAGGCUGAUGGGACCUGCAAACAGGCGGAGGAGCUGAGAUCAACCGUCAAAGGUAUGGAGGAAGAGAUUAGGAGACAGCAGGAGACGAUUGAGGAAGGGGCGGAGGAGAAACGGGAGGCUAUAAGACAACUCUGUUUCUCGCUGGAGCACUACCGGAACGGCUAUCACCGCCUGCGACAGGUCUUUAUGGGCAACAAAGGGCUACCUGUGAUGGCGUCCUGAAAAAACAAUACACACAUUUUCCUCUUUAAUUUCCCCUUUUUUUGUUUUGUGUGUCUUGUUGUGUGAUGUUUUGUUGCAAUCUUGAGCCCAUGCCCCAUGGUGGUUCAUUCUGUGUUGGUAUAAAUAAAUGUUUUUUGGUUGAGGUUUUUGGUCUGGUCUUUAUCUUUAAGGUAUAUAUAUACACUGAUAUGUAAAGGACGGAAUCGCUUUUGGUGCAUUC
This is a messenger RNA of Cuscuta campestris, 2074 nucleotides long. The record is from the annotation of a GenBank genome assembly. NCBI's taxonomy places the organism in Eukaryota, Viridiplantae, Streptophyta, Magnoliopsida, Solanales, Convolvulaceae.